GGUCGAACCAGGGCGUGUUACAAAACAAGAAAUGGCGAAAUGGCGAUAUUGCACUACGUACGGUUAGCCUAAAUAUCCCUGACUCGAAAGUGGUUAGCUCUCAAUAAUUGUAAGGGUUAUCCCUAACAGACACCCGUAUCCCACACUGACCCUUACUCACAUGGCCAUUUCGCCAUUCCGUGUUUUAAACACGCCCGUCGAGCCAAAAUACCAAUUUCAAGACCAAACGAGCCUGAUAUGUAAGGCGUUCCAGUUAUGUAGCGCACGCCAGCGUUUAGUUUUGCUGCAAAGGUUUUGACACCUUUAAAGCUCUGUAAACAAUUUUUCAUUUUAGGCUCAGCAUACCAUUUUUAAACCUCUUUAAUUUGACCCGGCAAUGAAAGUUACCAUGAUAUCGUAGUCAUAUCAGGCCAGUGACUUCGCAUAUUAUCAGAACAAUAGACACGGUUUCUGAUUGGCUAAUUGCAAAGUUGGGUGCUGCAAGUGAAUGUAACACUUGUUUGGAGAGGCAACCAUCACAUUCAGUUUUCAAUUGUUUAAUUCAAUGCUGUAAAGGUUUUAAGCGACAGAGGCAGAGCUAGUGGACAAACUAUCAAACAGUUUGUACUUAUUUGUCUUUCUGCUCCAAUGCAGGUCAUCCUGAGGUGCAGCUUCAUGUGCUUUUUACAACAGCAAGUCAAUUGUUGCUGAAGUGGACCGUGAUGUCGCGUGGAAGCAGUUUGAUUCAGGGCUAUGUAAUCCGUUACAGCUUGAGUGCUGGCUCUCCAUGGAUAAAACAACUCAGGAUCUCACCAUCGGUGACAUUCUAUCUAAUGAGAGACUUGAAGUCUUCUACAACAUACUACGUUGAGUUGCAGGCCAUAAAUAAAUAUUUCACGAGUGAACCGUCUGUGGUCGAGGUCACCACACAAGAGAGCGACCAAGACGCUGAGCUUCCCAAGUUACCUCUGCCUCUUCCCAAACGUCCUUCAGGAUUGGUUUACAAUGACGGCCAAUCCAGCGCCCCAGUGCACUUGUCUGCAUUUCUUGACCUGACUUGUGGUGACUCGCAGCAAGCGUGGCCGAUUAUCAAGAAACUUGCCAAGUCCUAUGGGCCUGAAAAACUUCGUUUGACCGUCCACUUCUUCGCCCUCGCGUAUUUCUACCACGCCUUUAUUUGUUUGAAGAGUGUGCACGUAGUGGAGUCUUAUAACUCGUCACUGGUGUUUCCGUGGAUAGACACAGUUUAUAACAACCGAGAUUACCUCAAAAACUCAGCAAACACAUCUCAAAUGCACCGAAUGGAGGUCGCAGGAUUUAUUGAGCAGAUGGCGAACAAGGCUGGUAUUCCUUCCAGUGUAAUGCGGGACGGACUAAGUAAUAAAACACUGGAAUGGCAGGCGCGUCUGGCCUGGAAAUAUGCUUGUUCAAAGUCGGUGAUGAGUACGCCAACGUUUUUCUUAAAUGAUGUGUUCAUUGCGGGUGAUGUAUCAGCAACAUGGAGCGAAGAACAAUGGCGGGGGAUCAUCAACAAGCUAUUACCUGAGGAGGAAACCCAAGUGAAGGAUGGAGGAAACUGAACUUGAUUCGAAUGCAGCAUGCGUUCCACAACCCGCGGAGUUAACUUGGCUUAAUUAAUUGCCACUGGUGAUUUUUAACUUAACUGAAGGCUUUGAACUAAUGAGGGCUGUCAUCCAGACAAUAAAACAUGUCAUGUAUUCGAUCAUUUAAAUAACAGGACUUUGUUAUCUCUUUGAAUGAGACGUUUAUUAAAUACAUAUGUACCACGUAUUGAAAAAAGAACUGAUUUAUAUUCCAUACAACAUUGACGAUCAAGCAUAUAUGUUUCAAAAUGUUUCUUAAGCAAAUGAAUACUUUCAAAAUAAAAGCCAUAUAAAAAGCUGUUACAAAAAAUCUGACUUUCUUAAAAGGUUGAAUCAGUAGCUAUUUGUAAUAAAUAAACUUACCUUUAAAUAUGGGCUUUAAUUUAGAAAGAUUGCUUUGUUUCAGCCAAGCCGAAACAAACUUUAUCGGCUUUCCUACAAAAAAUCUCUCUACGUCUGGCAAACGGUGCGUCGCGAUUGCGUUUGAUAAACCACGCGCACGAAGCAAUUUUUUGAUUCGCCUCGCCCCCCUACCACAGGGACAAGACCCCCUGGCACGAAGGGCUGGACUUGUCCCGGGGGUCGGUAACAGGUGGAAUUGAACAACGCGUAAUGAAGGCUGGUUUUCACCAACAUAUAAGCAAAUCUAUAAGCAUAAAGUGCUGACGCAUUACGGUGCUGAUAAUUAGCACCUCUUAGUAAAUGGUUUGAACCCAGGACUAUCAGCAGUUCGCCUUUUGGGAUCGUCCAGGUGAGGGGGUAGUUCUGAAAAGAACUGUUGUUGGUGACUGACGUUUCGACAAACUGAGCGGAAGUCAUCUUCAGAGUCAAAUGAAUAGUGUUAGUCAGUCGAUGGUGUCACGUGCGUAAGUCUGGUCUAGACCGUUCACAGCCUCUCUAUUUUUCAAUGCUCUUGAAAGAAAAAGCGAGCAAAGCGAGUACGAGGCACGCGAGCCAGACGAAGUACCCUGUCAAGUCUCCUGUUUUGUGCUGGCGUUCAGUUCUCUCGCGAUUCUAUCCGCGCGUUCAGCGAUCGAAUCACAAUACGAGAAAGCAGAGGGCUGUAAACAGUCUACUCUGGUCCGUUGAAAGUGAUUGGUCAGUUUAGCCGUGACGGUAUUAAGCGAUGCCUGAAACCACCACACCGCGUUUGUGUGUGUGUGUUGCUUGGGGUUGUGCUGUAUGCACAAGUGAAAUCCAUCCCUAUAGUGUAGACCCUUGAGUUGCAUCUAAUUUUAAAGUUACUUGUAAUUUCAGUAACUUGUAAUUUAUACACAACUUGUAUGCUUACUUCAAACAAAAUAUCAUUAUGAUUUGGUUGAUCAAAGUAAUAACACUCAAACUCAGUUGUAACGGUUGAUUUUAAAUUUUUCCAACCUCCCACUUGUCCAACAAGUCUUCCGCU
Orbicella faveolata is the source of this 2988-nucleotide messenger RNA. RefSeq lists its product as uncharacterized. The record is from RefSeq and is a predicted model, not a curated record. Lineage: Eukaryota; Metazoa; Cnidaria; Anthozoa; Scleractinia; Merulinidae. Gene Ontology annotation, molecular function: protein binding.